Suncus etruscus (white-toothed pygmy shrew) is the source of this 979-nucleotide messenger RNA. RefSeq names its product unc-119 lipid binding chaperone (gene UNC119). Lineage: Eukaryota; Metazoa; Chordata; Mammalia; Eulipotyphla; Soricidae. Gene Ontology annotation, biological process: negative regulation of clathrin-dependent endocytosis; mitotic cytokinesis; negative regulation of caveolin-mediated endocytosis. Gene Ontology annotation, cellular component: intercellular bridge; spindle midzone; centrosome. The coding region runs from base 48 to 782 and encodes 244 amino acids. Gene Ontology annotation, molecular function: lipid binding. The transcript is spliced from 5 exons. The record is from RefSeq and is a predicted model, not a curated record.
GGCUCGGGCAGGCAGGCGGGCCGGGAGGCAGGCGGACAGCCCGGGCCAUGAAGGUGAAGAAGGGCGGCGGCGGCGGGGCCGGGCCGGCGGUGGAGCCCGUCCCCGGGUCCUCGGGCCCCAGCUUGGAGCCCAGGCCCGCGCUGCCGCUGCAGGCGGACUCCGACUCCGACUCCGGGUCCGAGCCCGAGGCAGGCCCGGAGUGCAGCAGGUCGGGGCCUCCGCGAAGGAAGCCGCCCAUCGGGCCGCAGGACGUGCUGGGGCUGCAGCGGAUCACAGGCGACUACCUGUGCUCCCCGGAGGAGAACAUCUACAAAAUUGACUUCAUCAGGUUCAAGAUUCGGGACAUGGACACCGGCACUGUCCUCUUUGAAAUUAAGAAGCCCCCAGCCUCAGAGCGGUUUCCCACCAACCUGAGGGACCUGGACCCUAAUGCUGGGCGCUUUGUCCGCUAUCAAUUCACCCCUGCCUUCCUCCGCCUGAGGCAGGUGGGAGCCACGGUGGAGUUCACAGUGGGGGACAAGCCCGUCAACAACUUCCGCAUGAUUGAGAGGCACUACUUCCGCAACCGGCUGCUCAAGAGCUUCGACUUCCACUUUGGCUUCUGCAUCCCCAGCAGCAAGAACACAUGCGAGCAUAUCUACGACUUCCCCCCUCUUUCCGAGGAGCUGAUCAAUGAGAUGAUCCGUCACCCAUAUGAAACCCAGUCAGACAGCUUCUACUUCGUGGAUGACCGGCUGGUGAUGCAUAACAAAGCGGACUAUUCCUACAGUGGGACACCCUGAUCUGCCCCCCCCUCCCACUGCCCCCUACCCCAGAAGCAUCCUGGGGUGCUUUCAAUCAGAACCUCCCCAGUACACUUGACUCCAUUCCAGAUUUCUGCCUGGGGAGCAUACCCUGAACUUGAAGUCAGCACUGGGAGAGAGGCUGCCUGGUCUCCUCAGUUCAAGUCCAUGAAGGCUAUGGGGGCCUGGCAUUUGGG